This is a messenger RNA of Paramisgurnus dabryanus, 5720 nucleotides long. Lineage: Eukaryota; Metazoa; Chordata; Actinopteri; Cypriniformes; Cobitidae. The record is from RefSeq and is a predicted model, not a curated record.
AGAAGGGGAAGCAAAAUGGCGGAAUCGGAUGGGAUGGGCCUCUUAUUGUGUUGCUAAAAGAAAAAUGUUUCAUCUCUCUACAUGUCGUUUAAAAGUUACCAAAAACAUCUUAAAGGGUAAAAGCGGGUUUUCAGCUCUGGGAUUUACCAGCCGCCUCAUCUUUUCACUUUGAAGAUGGGAACAGAUGGACAGGCUAACAAAGAUGACGAAGUAGUUGUGCCGGCCAAGUCUCAAACUGAACAAAGUCCAGCUGAAAAUGAGGAAACUAGCGAGUCUAAAUCCGAUAGAAAGACGGAUGGCAUAAGAUGUUUCCAAGGAAACAGAGAGACCACGGAGGAUGAGCCCAGUGAACUGGGAGCUGCUGUUGUUACUGCUUCUGAACCUGUGUAUCUUGUGCCUCAGUUCAUCUCACAACCUCAGUACCUGGACUGUGACUUUGAUGUGGAGUUAACAGCAGAAGUGAGAGUUGAGAAUGGCUCAUCUCUUGCCUUGUUGGCAUCUGUUACCCCUAGUGUUAGAUACCAGAAGCCAGGAUCCUUCUUGAAUGGACAGUUUCUCCUGCGGCCAGCCUUAAGAGAUAAGCGAGGAUCCAUAGACUGUUUUUUGCCUUCAGGCCCUAAUGCUGAAUGGUGUUCAGGUGCAAUUCAAGCCUCGGGGCAAAUGCAACUGCACUGUGCCCUCAAAACCUCUGAGAGAGUCAUAGAGACCGCCAAAAGCCCUCUUCCAUCAUCACCUUCCAAUUCCCCAUCAUCUCCUUCAUCUGCCCCCUCUUCCCCCUCCUCAUCUCCCUCAUCAUCCUCUCCUGGUACAAACUACCACGUGGAUGAAAACAGAGGGUGUGCUGGAGACAACAGGGCCAGCAAAGGGCCAGGAGACUUUGUGUCCUCCACUUCAUCCUCUCUAGGGCCAUCAUCACAUUCUGUGCCACCUUCUUCUUCUAAUCCUCCAUUUCACAGAUCUUCAUCAUCCACACAUCCUUGUAAUGAUGAACAGAGGGAAGGUGUAGACAAUGACAUAUAUGACCCCUUUCACCCAACUGAGGGGGAGGGCGAAAGAGAAGAAGGGUCCUCUGAAGAUGAAGAGGAGGAUAAGUAUGAUCCCUUUGAACCUACUGGUUCUCCAGCUUCUGAAACAGAAGAAGGAAAAAGAUGUAUGGAUGAGGAAAAUGAAGGAGAAAGCAGCAUCAACAGUGAAGGGAAUGUUAAAGGUGAUAGAAAAUUGAAAAUAGGGCAUGCUGCUGAUACAGAGGGUGGGCCUCCAGAUUCAACAGAAAUAGUCGCUUCAUCUUCCAUGUUUAAUGAUGUACCUUUAGAGCUUAACAGAAAACAGUCUAUCAAAGACAGAGCAAGGGAACAUGGAACAAAUCUAAGAGAAAUGAAAACAGACUCUGAGCACUCUGAGAUAGAAGAAGGAGAGAUAGUGGGAGCCAAUGAAAGAGGAAGGGAACGGGUAAUAGAGAGAAGAGAGGUAUUGCUUCCAGCCUCAAGCAGUCCUUCCUACCUUCAGGGGAGCUGCCCAAAACCUGAAAGGAUCUUACGGGUCUUAGAGGGUGAUGGGUUUGUAUCUGUAUGUGCUGAUGAAGAAUGGGAGAGGGAACCAGUGGCUUCUGUAGGUGUGGGAGAUCUGAGACGAAAACUGACAAGCAGGCGGAAAGAACGGUUAAGAUCCUGUCCUUCUUCUGAAUCGAUGUCACCUUCACCUGCUCCUGUUUUGUCCCUGCCUUUGCCUUCCCCACCUUUUCCCACUUCUCCACCCAUAUCCAGUGAUAAAGGAAGGAGUCGUAAAUCCUCCAAAAGUUCAAAGGACAGGGACAGACACAAGCGUAAGGAGGAAAGAGGAGAAAAGGAAAAGAGAAAGAAAAGGAAAGAGUCAGGUGAAGGGAAUCGAGAGAGCAAAGAGGCAGAUCAUGGAAGAGAGAACAAAGAAAAGAGUAGGGACAGGGAGAGAAGUAGCAGAAGUGAAAGUCGCAAAAGGAAAAAAAGACGCCAGAGUUCUCCAGAACAUUCCUCACGUUCCCACUCUCAGAAUGCCUCCCGACAUACUCACAGUCGCAGGUCACGGUCCAGCCACUCUGAGGACCAUCACAGAGAUCGUGUCAGGGAUAAAGAAAAAGAUAAAGAAAGAGACAGGACCCACGAAAGAGACCGGGAUAGGGACAGAUGGCGAGAUGAUAGACACAGAGAGAGAGACAGAGACUCCAAAAGAAGAGAUGAACGUAGGAGAGAUAGAGAUGAAGAUAUUAGGAAAUCAAGAAGUAGAGAAAGGAGGAGUACAAAAAGGAGCAUAGGAAGCAGUGACAGGAGAGAUCGAGAGAAGGAGAUGGUGAUGGAUAGAGACAGAGACAGGAGAAGAGAUAGCAGACCCGUUGUACCCCCGUCCAUUCAAGAUCUUAGUGGCUCGGAUCUUUUUGCAAUCAAACGCACUAUCACUGUUACCACCACUACAACCACCACUACACUCCCAAGUUCACCACCCUGUAGCCAACAGCGUUCCCGCAGCAACUCCCACAGCUCAGACAAACACCAUAAGAGAAAGAAGAAACGAAGAAGACGAUCCGAUGAUGAGGAGAGAAAAGAAGAUGAGCACAGGAGCAGGUCUCGACCCACCUCCCUUACUCCUCCACGUUAUCAUGGAUAUGAGUCAGACCAUCCUGAGAUAGACAUGCUGUCUUUGGAUGGGGAAGCACUGGAUUCAGACUACCCUUCACUUGAGGACUCACCAUUGCUCCCCCCUCCUCCUGAACCCCCUCUGCCCAUGCCCAAAAUUAAAUCCACAGCACCCAAGGCAAGUCAACAUCAUCUAAACAAGAAAUCUAGAUCGGGCAAGAAAGUUGGACUGUCUGAAUCGACCUCAUCUUCCUCUUGUCAUAGACCAAAAUCCAAAAGGAAAAAUCUCUUGUCAUCUCUCUCACCACCUCUUUCUGCAUUAUCAGGCAACACCACUUCCCUUCAGCCUACAGCGUCCUCAUCCACUACUAAACGAGGACGGAAAACUGGUAAAGAAAAGAUGGAUGCUGGACGUUCUGGCAGGUCCAAGAAGCUUGGUGGUAGUAGCAGAAAGGGUAAGCUCCAGUCUAAAGUGUCUGUUCUGGUGCGUGAGGGUGUCAGCAGCACCACAGGGAACUCUGGGAAGUUGGGCAUUGACCUUCUUGGACCUAGUGGUGGAGUUGUUGGUGGACCUUCAGGGUCAUCAGUAGUUGGUGGGUCCAUUGCUGUGGUGUUUCGCAGGGACAAUGAGAGCCGGUCACCUUUUCUUAAGCCCUGUUCAGAGACCCUGCCUCUUCCAGGGAGAGUUAAGGACCCAAACAAAACCGGGAAACAGCGCAACAUCCUUAGGCCUUCUUCUUUAACCAACCAGGGUGGACUCAAGUCAAAAAAAAACAAGCCUAGUUCUGCUACAUCCACAUCCUCAUCUGCCUCUUCCCCUACAUCAUCGUUGGCAGCGAAACGUAGGAGAAGGCCUGGAAAGAAGCCCAGAGAGAAAGGGCUAACUGUGGAUGGAAGUGAUGCUAAAAAUUCUAACAGUAAUUGUAGCACGGUUGUUGGUGAAUGGAUGGGAGUAUCAGGUGAAAUACAGCCACUGGUUGGGGCUGGAUCCAAGCCGUCAAGUCCUCCUUCAGCUCUCCCUGGCCCCACUCCAUCGUCCUCUUCCUCAUCUUCUGCUUCCUCAUCUGCAAGUUUGCUUCCUCCAUCUUCCUCGCCACCACACACAUCUCCUUUGUCUUUGCCCCCAUCUCGAGAUACUAGAGAGUCAUCCCCAGACUCUCAAACUGUUGACAGCAGCUGUAAGACACCAGAGCCUUCAUUCCUCUCAGAGGAGUGCCCUGGUCAGUCUAAACCCUUUUCUCUCACACCCUCAAAGUCUCCUUUAAGCCCUCCAAGCCUGUUGUCAUCACAGAUCAGGGGGGAAAGCAUAUUACAAUUCUCUUCCAGUUCUAAAACUCUCCCACCAGAUGAUCAGAAAGCAUCACCACCAUGCUCCACUUCUUUAUCAGCUUCAGUGUCGGCCUCUCUCGCUCAUUCCAGCGCUCCUCUGGCAAACGAGCUGUCCUCUUCAUCCUCUUCUUCAGUGUCCUCAUCUUCAAUAAACAAACCACCACCACCUCCCCCUCCACCCCCUUCAGCACCCCCAUUACCCUGGAGUCUGCAAACCGGAGUGGACUGCACUGCUGGAGGUGUUUUGGCAUUGACAGCCCUUCUAUUCAAAAUGGAGGAGGCCAAUAUAGCCAGCAGAGCUAAGGCACAAGAGUUCAUCCAGGCCACAAGUCAGAUUCUUUCUCAGGCUAAUCAGAACCAAUCACAGCCACACCCCUCAUCGUCUAUGUCAUCACAAGUACCACCCCCUCCAUCACAUGCUCCACCUCCAGGACCCAGUCCUGCACAGUUUAUUCUUCAUAGCUCUGUCCCAUUGGUUGGCUGCACCAAAACGCCACCCUCACACUUGCUUCCUGGACUCUCAAUGGGUGGAGGCUGUGCUCAGACUCCGCCUCCUCCAUUGCCAACAGGGGUGUCAGGGGACUUCAGUGAAACAGGAUGGGACAAUGAAAGUAAAGACCCUGAUAAGUACUUGAAAAAGCUGCACACCCAGGAGAGGGCAGUAGAGGAAGUCAAAUUGGCUAUCAAGCCAUACUACCAACGCAAAGACAUAAACAAAGACGAAUACAAGGAUAUCUUAAGAAAGGCUGUGCACAAGAUUUGUCACAGCCGAACAGGCGAAAUCAAUCCAGUUAAAGUGAGUAACCUGGUCAAGCUUUAUGUCCAGAGGUAUAAGUAUUUCAGAAAGCAUGGUCGCAAGAUGGACGAGGAGGACAGGGAGUCUGCCUCCAUGCAUUCCUCAACAUGAUUAGACAAAGACUGUUUAUUUCUUUAUCUGGUUAAACAAGUUUGCAAAAUCUCCACCCUUGCACGUGUUUAGCCCCCACUGUGGCGAUCGAGUGACAGUUGUUUGUUAAACUCUAUUCUCCCAUGUGUUGACAUCAUGUAGACCUCUGUACUCCACAAUCCUGCAGCUCUCUUUCUUGUCUUGCUAUAAAUAUGUAUGAAUUUAAAUGUAUACUGAAAGCGUAAAUAUACGCUCAAGAGGGAGAGAUAAAGAUGGCAUACACUUUUUCUUUCUUUCACAUUAUGUUUAACCUGUACAUACGUUUAAGUACACUACACAAGUGUGCUUUCUUUCUCCCUUUCUGAGAAGGGUGCACAUUUUAAAUAGUCAACUAGAUUACGCAUUUAUUACUAAGAAGAUUUUGUGUUUGAGAGAGAAAAUGAAUAAGAAUAGGAUGUUACUUUUACCCCAUCUAAAUUUCUUUGAGAUUGACUUUGUCAAAGAGCAUUUGUGUGUUGAGGUGCCAUUUAGACACGUUAUACAAUCUUUCAUUUACGUAGGUUUUGAGGUAUACAUGGAAUGAAAGGUAUGUUCCAUCAGUUUUAUCUCUCAAAGUGAAUGUGUACAUAGAUGGUGCAAAUUGAUGUUUUAAGAUUUUUUUAUUUAAGUUCUAGGCAAUUGAUUUCUGAACACAAUCUGUUCUCGUCACCUAACUAGAGAAUAUGUUUUCCCCAUUUAAAAUUAUAUAAUAUAAUUGAGCCAGCAAAAGAUAAUGGAAGACAAUAACAUUGUAUUUGAAUGAUUGCGAUAAAUGCAUGCGUUUUGGAUUUUAUUUGUACUGAAGAAAACUGUAGUGAUUUAAGGGUCACUUGAGGGAUAAACUUGUGUCCUAACCUCUA